GGAUUAUUUAAGCGGUACGAAAGUAAGUCUAAGCCACCUUUUGCGGACAGUAACGUGACUUGAGCAAACAUGAGAGGGUUUUCACUACUUGUGACCGUCGUGCUAGCGGCCUUGGUAGGAAGCAGCAGUACAGCUUCCAUCCGAAAGGUGACUGUGAUGAGUGCAACUUGCAAGGGAGCUUCUGGGCCAUUUCCGAACCCGGAUAGCUGCAGAAGCUUCCUACAGUGUGAGCCAUCAGGUGUCGCAACGGUCAUCCCAUGCCCAGCAAACCUCGAGUUCAAUCCAAAUCUGAUGGUGUGUGACUUCCCAGAGAGAGCUGGUUGCUCCUCAUCACCGUCUCCACCAGCUGACGACGACAAUGGAAAUGGUGGGGGAUCAGAUGAUAACGGAGGCGCUUCACCAGCUCCACCAUCUGGCGACGCCCCCAGCUGUCCCCCAUGGAAUCCUAAUGACGUCACCCAGCUGCCCAAUCCGAAUGACUGCAGCAGCUUCUACAAGUGUGACGAGAACGGCGUUGCCUGGGUCAUUGAAUGCCCAGCCGGUCUCGAAUACAAUGCAGAGCUGAGAGUGUGUGACUACCCAGAAAAUGCUGGUUGCUCAUCAUCUGCACCAAGCAACCCAUCUGAGGGGGGUGAAGAUAACGGAAAUUCUAAUGCAGGUGAUGAUGUGAGUCCAAAUCCACCAGCUGGAGAUGCUCCUACUUGCCCAGCUUGGAAUCCAAACGACGUCACACAGUUGCCCAAUCCCAGUGACUGUAGCAGCUUCUACAAAUGCGACGAGAAUGGUGUGGCUUGGCUCAUACCAUGCCCAGCUGGACUCGAGUACAAUGCGAAGCUGAGGGUAUGCGACUACCCAGAGAGUGCUGGUUGCUCAUCGUCAGCUGCUCCAAGUAACCCAUCUGGCGACGAUUCCUCUAAUGGCGGUCAAGACAACGGAAAUACUGGCUCUGGUAAUGGCGAAAGCCCACAGGAACCAGCUGCAGAUGCUCCCACAUGCCCACCUUGGAACCCGGAUGACGUCACCCAAUUGCCGAACCCCAGCGACUGUAACAGCUUCUACAAGUGCGACGAGAACGGAGUUGCCUGGUUGAUCCCGUGCCCAGCAGGACUGCAGUACAACGCCGAGCUGAGGGUGUGCGAUUACCCUUCAAACGCCGGAUGUACCGUCUAACAUGAAUAACCCUCCAUUAAGACAAUAUUUGUGUAAUCACCCAGUGUUCAGCCAUCAAAUGUUUGACUCAAAGCAUGUUUGAAGUGUUCUUUGUUGAAAUAUCUCACCUGUCGGCCUACAAAUACUGAGGUUAUGAUGAAAUGUGUUAAGUUCUCUAUGGAUUACAUCUGAUAAUUGAAUGGAAUAAAAUUAUGAUGAACAAGA
Molecule: messenger RNA, 1374 nt
Organism: Schistocerca nitens (vagrant locust)
Lineage: Eukaryota; Metazoa; Arthropoda; Insecta; Orthoptera; Acrididae
Product: chondroitin proteoglycan 2-like
Exons: 3
Coding region: 70-1170 (366 amino acids)
Cellular component (GO): extracellular region
Molecular function (GO): chitin binding
Source: RefSeq, a predicted model, not a curated record